AUGCAGCUUCCCGCGCCUCUGCUUGCGCUCCUUCUUGUUGCGUCAUCCUCUCCCACCGCCGCCGAAAGCCUUCCCUCGCUCAACGCAUCGCUGCUAUGGGGCCCAUAUCGACCCAACUUAUACCUGGGAAUCCGCGCCAGGGUACCAGACAGUCUCAUUGCGGGGCUGAUGUGGGGAGAAGUGAAUGAUAUAGAAAAGAAAUUACGACACGCGGUCAACCAGAGCGAUGGAAUAACUACGUAUGAUUGGAGAGCAUACGAUGCGCGAGCAGGCGGCAUACAGACGAUUGAGGAUCCUGGCAACAACAUAGACAUCACCACCGAGUUCAUAAAGAAGUAUGAAGGACAGAGUGCUGGGAACUGGGGUCUCAGGAUCAAGGGGACCCCAAGAAAAGAUGGCCUAAGAACUUCGGUCAUAUUCUACAUGGGUAUGGAGGGGAUGAAGAGUUGCACCAGCUGUGUACUCGAGGCGCGAGAACAGAUGGGAAUUGGGGAUGAUCCUUCUGUUCAUGCUGUGAAUAUGGAGCUUAAACACCCCAAACUUGGGACUGCGGGAAUUCAUAUUCCGGCGUCGGUAGGGAACAGCGGACGGCAAGGUAUGGUCGUGAAGACACUGAAUGUAGCCGAGGACAAGCUCUGGCAAGCAAAUUUCGUUUUCUUGGAUACGUUAAAACAACAGACGGUCAACCGAAAAGGAACUGGAUCUAUCGAUCUGGUGCUGCACAACGAGCCUGGCGCUGGCAACAUGCAUUUUGUGCAAAUGAUUUGUGAUGGCAACUUCGAGUUUGACGUGUUGUACUCCAGUCGCGCAGCAACACGCUCCAUGACACCCAAUGAACUUACAAGAGAACUCCGAAGUACCGUAGAGUCCUUCAAGAAAUCAUUAUCCCUUGUGUUCGGUCCAAAAGCGCCCUUCAACACUGAUCAGCAUCGCACAUUUUCCGAGACAGUCCUCUCCAACUUAUUCGGCAGCCUUGCAUAUCUCCAUGGCACGGCUCAAGUCGAUACAUCAAAGAAGGCAAUACACGCAGAAACCACGGGCAAGUUCUGGGACAAGUCAAACGAAGCUAAGAAACAUGCAACGCCCGAAACCCGUGGACCGCAUGAGUUGCUCACGCACACAUCUUCGCGUGCAGUCUCUCCCCGAGGGUCCCUUUGGGAUGAAGGCCUCCACCUCCUCACAGUACUAGACUGGGACGCGGACCUGGCCAUCGAAGUAGUCCGCAGCUGGCUCGCCCUCAUAGACGAAGACGGUUGGAUCGCGCGGGAGCAAAUCUUUAGCAACUCAGUCAGGAGCGGAACGCGCGAUGAAUCCACCACGCAAUACCCGCACAUCGCUACCCCGCCAACCAUGUUCCUCGUCCUGUCAAAAUACAUCGACAUGGUGGAGGGCGAAAUGCAGUACAACGGCCACGCAUCCACAUACGUAACCCAGCGCAACGUCUCAACCACCUUCAUCGCGCAGGCCUACCCCCUGCUGAAGAAACACUACGCCUGGUUCCGCAAAUCGCAGGCCGGCGACGUCGAAGCCCAUUCCGUCCCCGCUGCAAACCUCAACGAGGGCUACAGAUGGCGCGGCCGCACACCAGACACAAAUCUCGCCAGCGGCAUGUACGACUACCCGCGCGCCGAGCCCCCGGAUGUCAGCGAACUGCACGUCGACGCGCUAUGCUGGGUAGGCGUCAUGUCACGUACGCUCGAAAAGAUGGCCCACCUGACAUCCAACCCCUCGGACGCGCUGGCCUACCAAGCCCACACACGCGGCAUCCAGACAAACCUUGAAGUCCUGCACUGGAGUAGUAGCGAAACCACAUACUGCGACGCCCUCGUCCGUGACGAAACACACUCCCUAGUCUGCCAUAAGGGAUACCUCUCCCUCCUCCCCCUAAUAACCGGCCUCCUCUCCCCCACACACCCACACCUCCCCGCAGUCCUCGAUCUAAUAACGCACCUCUGGACCCCCCACGGACUGCGCAGUCUCAGCCCCUACAGCGCAAAAUACGGCCCAGGCACAGGCAACUGGCGCUCCCCCAUCCACAUCACAACGCACUACCUCCUCCUCACCCGCCUCCACAGCCUCGCUACUACCCCAGGUCCCUCACAAGCUCGCUGCAGAGAUAUAUACACCGCGCUCCGCCGUAAUAUAGUCCGCACUGCUUUCACCGCCUGGCAGGAAACAGGCAGUACGUGGGAAAUGUACGAUCCUGUCACGGGCAAGGGAGUGGGCGCACGGUGUGUUUCGGGCGCGGUGGGGAGUGUUAUGGGGAUGCCGGAUCUUGCGCCGGGGGGUAUGGGGGAGGGUGUGAAGAGCGUUUAUAAGGGGGUGGGCGGGGAGUGGGGAGGUGUGGUGGUUUUUGGGGGGUGCGUGGUGUUUGGGUGGGUGAAUCGGAGGAGGUUUGCGGGGACGUGGAGGGGGGUGCGGAGGAGGGGGAGGCGUAGGGGGAGGGGGGAGGCGUAG
Molecule: messenger RNA, 2457 nt
Organism: Dothidotthia symphoricarpi CBS 119687
Lineage: Eukaryota; Fungi; Ascomycota; Dothideomycetes; Pleosporales; Dothidotthiaceae
Product: glycoside hydrolase family 63 protein
Exons: 5
Coding region: 1-2457 (818 amino acids)
Biological process (GO): oligosaccharide metabolic process; protein N-linked glycosylation
Cellular component (GO): endoplasmic reticulum membrane
Molecular function (GO): Glc3Man9GlcNAc2 oligosaccharide glucosidase activity
Source: RefSeq, a predicted model, not a curated record